CGGGUCUUUUCGGAUAUACUUUUCGUGGUUGUUGUCGAGUAUGUCUGAUGAAAAAAGAACGCGUCGUUACAUCGCCUGCUUUGUGGAGCGAUUCGUUGUCGUUCAUACUUUUUCCUUCUGGAAAAGAGAUGGUCGUGUACGACAAUCAUGGCAGCAGCUCGACGUCACUCUCCCACGUGGCUAUAUUUACCACUUGUCCGAAUCAGCUGAUGACAACAACAAAGGCUGUGAGAGGAAAACAAGCCUCGAGUAAUAGUCAAGCAUGGCACACAUUGCAAAGGGAUUGACAACACGUAUCUGCCAGUUGACAUCCCUGAGGGUAUGUCAGAGGUGCCCGCUGUCACUGUCAGUGCCUAGAGGAACUCCAGUGACCCCAAGCAAGAAGGUCGACCUUGGGGGUGUCUUCCCACCGAUGCCCACACCCUUUAAUCAUGAUGAGUCGGUAAAUUAUGACAAAUUUACCAGAAACAUUGAGCAUUGGAAUAAAGUGCCUUUUAAAGGACUGGUUGUGCAAGGGAGUAAUGGAGAAUACGUAUAUUUGAGCACUGAGGAACGCAUUGACUUGGUUAAAUGCGUGCGUGAUUCUCUGCCAAGAGAUUCAGGAAAAAUCAUCUUGGCUGGAUCAGGGUGUGAAUCAACAAGAGCCACCAUAGAAAUGAGUGAAAAGAUGGCCAAGGCAGGAGCUGAUGCAGUGAUGGUUGUGACUCCCAGCUAUUAUAAGCCAGGCAUGAAG
Messenger RNA from Penaeus monodon (black tiger shrimp), 733 nucleotides. RefSeq names its product 4-hydroxy-2-oxoglutarate aldolase, mitochondrial-like. Gene Ontology annotation, biological process: N-acetylneuraminate catabolic process. NCBI's taxonomy places the organism in Eukaryota, Metazoa, Arthropoda, Malacostraca, Decapoda, Penaeidae. Gene Ontology annotation, molecular function: N-acetylneuraminate lyase activity; 4-hydroxy-tetrahydrodipicolinate synthase activity. The record is from RefSeq and is a predicted model, not a curated record.